CCGUAAAAAUGGAAAGAAGAAGAAGGUAAUGCACCGCGAACUGAAAGAAGAAAGACGCGUUUCCGGUUUUACGUCCAUGCUGAUUUAAAAACAUUGAGUUUCUUUGAAUCUGAAUUUAUUUUUAUUCAUUUCACUAUGUCUAUUAAAUUAAAUGCUCUUUUCAGCGACUCAUAUGUGGAUAUAAGCCAGUAUAGAGACCAACAUUUUAAGGGUAACCGUUAUGAGCAGGAGAAGCUGCUGAAGGCGAGCUGCACACUGUACGUGGGAAACCUGUCCUUCUACACCACAGAGGAGCAGGUGCAUGAGCUCUUCUCUAAGAGCGGAGAUGUCAAGAGGAUCAUAAUUGGUCUCGAUAAAGUCAAGAAGACUGCCUGCGGUUUCUGUUUCGUUGAAUAUUACACUCGCGCUGAUGCUGAGCACGCUAUGAGGUUUAUUAAUGGUACACGGCUGGAUGACCGGAUUAUCAGAACGGACUGGGAUGCAGGCUUUAAAGAGGGCAGACAGUAUGGCCGAGGCAAGUCAGGCGGGCAGGUCAGAGAUGAGUACAGGCAGGACUAUGACCCCGCCAGAGGGGGUUAUGGGAAGCUGGUGCAGAAAUCUUGAACAUGCCUCCUGCCAUUUUUUUUUUUUUUUUUUUUUUUUUUAAACAUUUGAUUGAAAAUGAAUAUGGACUGGAUUAUGAUGGGGUGCUCAGAAACGGAUUACAUUUUUUUUUGUGUGUUUGAUGUACAUAUUAGGCUUUAGUGCUUCAGGAAACUGGCAUGUGCAGUCUUUUUUUUUUUUAAUAAACAGUUUUAUAAAAUGUC
Puntigrus tetrazona (Sumatra barb) is the source of this 806-nucleotide messenger RNA. RefSeq names its product nuclear cap binding protein subunit 2 (gene ncbp2). Gene Ontology annotation, cellular component: nuclear cap binding complex. Lineage: Eukaryota; Metazoa; Chordata; Actinopteri; Cypriniformes; Cyprinidae. The coding region runs from base 136 to 603 and encodes 155 amino acids. The transcript is spliced from 4 exons. Gene Ontology annotation, molecular function: RNA cap binding. The record is from RefSeq and is a predicted model, not a curated record. Gene Ontology annotation, biological process: mRNA cis splicing, via spliceosome.